This is a messenger RNA of Cyclopterus lumpus (lumpfish), 1171 nucleotides long. RefSeq names its product iodotyrosine deiodinase (gene iyd). Bases 124 to 1020 code for a protein of 298 amino acids. The transcript is spliced from 5 exons. Gene Ontology annotation, molecular function: oxidoreductase activity. The record is from RefSeq and is a predicted model, not a curated record. Lineage: Eukaryota; Metazoa; Chordata; Actinopteri; Perciformes; Cyclopteridae.
GUUGAGCAGAGCUUCUAGUUAAAGGGGCCUUUCCUGCUCUGACUCAUCAUAAAAAACUAUUGAACAAAACAUAUAAGAGGAAACAUUAAUAAGGGGUUCUGAAGAUCGGGUUCGCAUUCGGUCAUGGCUCUUCUGUCGGUGCUCACGCCUUUCCUGGCGGUGGUGCUGUGCCUCGUGAUCGGCUUCAUGCUGGUGAGGUCACGGGAGACAGAGACCACUUCCCCGACCUCCUCUGGAGAGACUGCGGGGGCACCCAAAGCGGACUCUAGACCGUGGGUGGACCAGGACCUCCAGGACGAUACAGAAGACAAAGGAAAUGAGGACGAGGACGAUGAUCUGGUGGACAAUGAGGAGGAAGACCAUCCACAGGUGCCCUACUCCGCAUCAGGUUACCCGGAGGAGACGAUGCUGGAGAGAUCCAAGGAUUUUUACACUCUGAUGAACCAGCGGAGGACUGUCCGAUUCAUCAGUCCAGAGCUGGUCCCACGAGAAGUCAUCAACAACGCCAUCCUCACUGCAGGUACGGCCCCUAGUGGAGCCCACACAGAGCCCUGGACUUUUGUGGUGGUGUCAGACCCAGAGACAAAGCACCAGAUCAGACAGAUCGUGGAAAAAGAAGAGGAGGUCAACUACCUUCAGAGGAUGGGGGUCAAGUGGGUCGAGGAUUUGACCAAAUUUAGGACAAACUGGAUCAAGGAGUACUUGGAUGUUGCGCCGUAUCUAAUCCUCGUCUUCAAACAGAUCCACGGGAUCCUACCAAAUGGCAAGAAAUUGACACAUUACUACAAUGAAAUCAGUGUCUCCAUAUCGUGCGGCAUCCUGUUGGCUGCUUUACAGAACGUGGGUCUCGUCACCGUCACAUCGACGCCCCUAAACUGUGGCCCCCAACUGCGGCUCCUCCUCAAACGUCCGGCCAAUGAGAAGCUGUUGAUGUUACUUCCUGUCGGUUACCCUGCUUGUGACGCCACGGUGCCGCAAUUGAAACGCAAGCCUCUGUAUGAUAUUAUGGUGCACAUAUAAAAGAAUCAGUAUGUGGAGAAAAUGUUUUUUUUUUUCUUUGCCCGCAGCAAAGAAAUUAACAAAAUAUAUACCUAAUGUGAUUUGAAAUCUUAAGAAUUUAAAUAAUAAAGGAAAUUAAAAUGCAAAGUGUAUGUAUCCAAGUGUAUAUAAA